This is a messenger RNA of Lymnaea stagnalis (great pond snail), 16363 nucleotides long. The record is from the annotation of a GenBank genome assembly. NCBI's taxonomy places the organism in Eukaryota, Metazoa, Mollusca, Gastropoda, Lymnaeidae.
UAGCCCGAAAAAGGUUGAAUAUUAACCAAAAUGGCGACAUUCAUGUCCAUCGAUCUCAUUAAAUAUCUGUGCAAUUGUGGCAAAAAAUGUCCUAUCUGUCGAAUGUAUUUAUGCAAGCAUUGUUUAAAGUUAAGAUGCAUAGAUUGUGUACAGCAUGAGGUAAUUGCUAAAUGUUUAAAUUUAAUUAAAUUUUAAAAGGAAGAAAUUCAUCAGCCCUUUUUUUUUAGUUUACAAUUAAAAAUUACAAAUGAUAAAUGUAUGAGUCAUAAUAUAUUUUAAUCAAAGAUUUUAAAAUAAGCCUAUAGACUUAUUGGUAAAAGCGGAGUUCAGCUGCGCAUAUUAUUUCUUAACGUAUUUCGUAUUUAAUCAUGUAAACGUACGUGUAUUCUUUAUUAAUUAAAUACAGGCAGUUAUAAGUUAUAGUUAACUAAUACUGAAUUUUAAAUGUCCCUUUUUCUUUUUAUUUGAUUUCUAAAGAGUCUUUAAAUUUAAACAUCCCCCAACCAAAGUAACAUAGCCCCAUUUGUUUUGGGUUUUUUUUUUCGGCCUAUGGCCAGAUUUUUAACCACCUAUACAUUAGUAUGAUAAACGAAAUUUUUAAACUGUAGGCAUGUUCACAAAAAAGAAUGAAAUUUAGAUUUUUAAUUUUUUAUUAUCACACACCGUUGCUUGUAUUGGUAAUUUUUUUUCCUUUUUUAUAAAAAGUUAAUCAAAGAAAUAAAAUUACGUUAACUAAAUUUUAAAAUUACUUUUAAUAAAAGUUUUAUAUAUUUUAUUUUAUUACUAUAUAAUGUAUACGAUUGAGUGGGGGGGGGGUUUUUAAAAUUGAGUGGGCCUGCAGCAUUGCAAAAGGUUAAGAAUUCCUGCCCAAAGCAUUUCAGCCCCUCCCCCCACCUGGUCAACCAUUUUUUUAAGGUAAAAAAAAUAAUUUAAUAAUGUCUGUAAUUUAGGGUUAUUAGUGUAAUUUUUUACUACAAUAUUCCCCCUUUCAUGUAAUGUCACAUUGCUUAAACCCCCCCCCCCCCCCGGGUCACAAAUUGUCACAAAAAUGUGACCCACCCUACACCUGUGACGUCAAUUAUGGAUGGCCUCUUUACUCAUCCUAACAAAUCAGCAUCAUGUCAAAUGAAAAAUUUUUCACAAUUUAGACAUCCUCAUAAUAGAUUGGCAUUGGUUACAAAGUCGUGACGCCCACCCCCCGCCCCCCUUUUCCGUGGUUGAAAAAAAUCUGGCAAGCCUUGGUGUGUCAUAUAAUUUGAAUUAGUUAAAUAAGUAGCUAUUUAUUGUUUGUUGUAAUUAUAUGUAUAAGAUCAUUAAGGUUGUAAAUCUUAAGCUUAAUUUGACACAAAAUAUGUAUUAUUAUAAUUAUUAUACAAUUGUCUUUAACACAUUGCGGUGGGGACAAAUAAUAGAGGUCAUCUAGAAACAUAUAAAUUAGAUAAGAGUGACUUUGUCUUAGUUCCACUCACACUUAUACUUUAAUUUAAUUAAGGGAAGACAAAUUUUCACCAUAACCUCAGGCAAAAGUGUACUUGACCAAAUGGCUGCUGUAUUCUGUAUUAUAAUGAAUGGAGGAAAAACUGUUAGUACAAACUCUCCAACCCUCACUUAGCGCACUGCCAUUUUAUGAGACAAAAUUGUUACGUUAAAAAAAUAUUUAGCAUGCCACUUUGCCUGAGGCAUAUGUAUAAAAUAAAUCUUGUUGCAGGUAUUUACUCAAAGUACAAAAUUUAAUUAUUAUAAUAAUUAUAAUCAUAACCAGUGAUGGAUAGGGGGUGUGGCAUUAUGACUUUAUAAAAAUUAAUAACUGUAUGUGAAUACAGAUACCAUGGUGAUAUGGGUUUUAGUCCAAAAUCCCCUGCAAUUAUAGUUUGCAUAGUUUAUAAUAAAUAUAACAUAAUCACCCAUGAGUAGAAGAUCAUAAAUUUGACCUAAAUAGACUUAUAUUGUAGGGGUGUGCCGGAUCCGUUUUUUCCAACCGGAUCCGGAUCCGGAUUUUCUUAUGCGAAAUCCGCCGGAUCCGGAUUCCGGUUUCUCCCGGAUUCCGGAUUUUGGUACUAUUGGUAGAUACUUCGGUAAGUCAAGGUAGACUACUACUUUUUGUGUAUGGGAAUUCGCAAUCGGCGCCAAAAAAUCCGAGUUUUUAAUUUUCCGAUGUGUGUGUCUAUUUAUUAUUAAAUUAGUACUUUCGAUAUAUAUUUGAGUUCCGUUCCAUUUGGAUAAGUGUCUUACGAGAGACGCCAUGUUUCUACGCGUUCGCAGCAGGUCAUGCAGCUCGCUCAACCUAAUUUCGCCAUGGGGUUGGCCACGCCCCCCUUUUUAAUGGCGGAAGUUGACGAUACUUAGGAAAUAUUAAUUUAUUAUCACUAUUUACAUCAAAAUAAUUGAUAACUUGUGUUUCAGAAUGCAUUUAAAGACAUUUAAACUGGAAUGUUUUAAUUUGAGCUUUAACAACCCGGUAGAAUCCAUAUUAUAAAUGAUCAGAAUUUACCGUGUGCAACACGUUGUCAUUGGCAACCAUUCACAGCCACUUGCAUAACUGUAUCGUAGUACUACCUCAGAGUUUCAUUCAUAAGAGUUUGCCGUGUGCAAAAACUAUUAAACCAUUGGUCAGGGAAAGCUUUAAUUAAUUAUUCAUGUGCCAAAGUUGAAAGUUUAAACUAAGUCUAAACAGUAUUUUAGUGAUAAGGCAGGGAAUGCGUUGCCUUAUAUAAACUAUAUAGUCAUUGCGCAUGACGGGAUUGGUGGAAUGAGAUCACAGAAUGUGGAGAUGCAGUCCAUGUUAAAAAAUGACAAACCAAGUCGUACUUUAAAAAUUCAUAACUUUAAAACUACAACAGCUAAAAAUAUGAUUUUGGUGUUAUAAUUCUUUAAAAAAUUACAUCUUUUCAACUAUGCCAUUGGUUUAUUUUUACAAAAAGUUUAAAUUUCUUAUCAAAGUCCCUACACUAUUGGCCACUAUUAGCGGUGCUGACUCUAGCCUCUGGUAUGUACGGAAUAUUAAACAUUAAACAAGCUCAACGCUCGAAACAAUCGAUUAAUGUAUCGUGAUCGUGUGAAAUUCGGGAAAGAGAAUUACUUUUAUUUCAGAUUAUGAUCCGGUGAGUCACAAAAUCUGGCAAAUUCCGAAAUCCGGUAUAUUCCGGAUUCCGGAAUCCGGUUGUUCCGGAUACAUGUAAAUCCGGCGGAACCGGAUUUCACCGGAUAGUGCAAAAUCCGGCGGAACCGGAUUCCGGACCGGGGUCCGGCACACCCCUAUUAUAUUGACAUUACUUGAGUUUGUUUUGCUUUUUUUUGUUUUUUUAUUAGUGGUUGUAAAAUGCGGAAAUUCCUCCUUCAUUUUUAAGUAGUGUUGUCAUUUUUCAUUUUGUUGGGUCUAAUUACACAAUCCAUUUAUCCUUCCAAUCUUAGGUUGACUCACCAUAUUGUCCUAGCUGUUUGGAAAGCAUGCCAGUAUCAGAAGCAAAACUGAAAAAAAAUAGGUAAGUGUUUUUUCCAGUAUAAAAUUGUUUGGUACAUUAUAUACAAUGUUUUUCUACAUUUUAUUUUGUUUAAAGUAAAAUGCUAAUUUAAAUAUUUAUAUUGUUCUUGCUGGUAAGUUGUAUAAUAUUUUUUAUCAAAAUAAAUUACUUUUUAAUUAAUUUAUAAUUGGAAAAAGUAUGUUAAACAGCUUUAUAUUUUAAAUUAAUCUAGAUGUAUCAACUGCUUUGACUGUCCAUUAUGUGGCCACACCCUGAUGACAAGGGCUACUAGUCAGGUUUCUCCCAACCCUGAUGACCCCAGCAAAGCAGUCACCAGGAAAAUGUACUAUAUGGCCUGUGGGUUUUGUCGAUGGAGCACUCGGGAUGUUAAUCUUCCAGAUCAGAAUGUUGGUAAGAGCUUUUUAUUGUUGUGUUGGUAUCCAAGAUAUUUCACGUGUUGGAAAGCUAAUGGAUUACAAUUUUAUGCCUUCGCAUCCCAGAAUAGAACUUAAAUUUGCUUACAAUAGUGCAAAAUUAAAAUUUUGGAUAACAGUAAUCAGUAGAUUUUAAAAAAGAUUUAUACUUACCUACUUUUUUUUUCCACUGUCUUACUUACUUUCCACUGUCUAAACUGGUGGAACUAAAUUGUUAUUCGUUAAUACUGAAGUACGAAACGUUACGUAAUAAAAUCAUUUGACUAUUUUAGUAAUUAAAAAAUAAUAAUAAAUUUCCUAGCUAAAAGGAAAAACAAAUCUGCCAGCCGAUUAUCUAUUUAAUCGCUUUGAAGUAUUAUUAUUUAUUACUUUUUUCAUUUCUAAGCCACUGGAAACUGGCCAGUGAUGGAAAACCCCAAUGCCAAGCGAGUAAGUACGGUUACAACCUUUUAUUUUCUUUUAGGCACUUUAUAAAAAAUAAUUUUAUUUAAAUUGUCGUCAAUUUUUAUUGAAAUAGAAUCUUGUAUUUUAUUUUUUAAAAAUCCAUUCUACUACUUUAUUUCUGUAGAUUUCAAAUCUUUUGGAAAACUAUAAGCUCAUCGCUCAAGUAGAGAAGGCUGAACGGGAACGUAAAAAGUAUGUGAAACGUAGGAGUCAUCUUUAUCUGCAGGUAAGACAUUAUAAUUUAUAAUAGAUUUGAAAAAUUUUGUAUCAAAUGUUUACCGGUGUUUGGAACAUUUAAAUCAAUAUAAUAAUUUAAUUCUUAAAAUUAUCUAAUUUGAACAGGAAAAGUACAACAUGUCUCCAGCAAUUGUAAAGAGAAAGGGUAUGGCUUCCUUUUCUAGUUUAAGGUAAGCUUCUCAAUUACUCAAACUGUUACCUGUGUUAGGACACACAUCUUAUGGAUUUCAUUUAUUUAAAAAAUGUUUACUUUGACUUUCAUUGCCAUCUUCUUCUUCUAUAUAUUAAAGGCCCAUGAUCAAUUUAUUGAUCAUUUUGGCUCCUAUGCAUGUAGAGGGGAUUUUCAAUGUUUCUGUGCCUGGUGUUGAAGAGGAUAUUUCACUGGUUGCAAGGGUUACUCAGUGAGGGUAUCGUGAACUGGGAGUUGGAAGGCUUGAGGCAAUAGAUGCAAUUGUUUCAAGUGUUUUCGCCUCAUCUGAUUUCGAUGUUGGCUGAAUGAAGGAUACAGGUUUCUGCAUCCAUUAUAUCUUAAAAUGGUUGUUUCUAUUUUGAAAGAUUUCAUGCCAAACAGCUGGAUUUCAAAUUUUGUAUUUAUUAAAAAAGGUGCAUACAUAUCAUUUUGAGUGGUUCUUCGUCUAUGAUGUAUAAUAUAUUCUUACUAUCAAGUAAGGAUAAAUAAUUCUAUUAAUAAAUCAAGGAAAAUGUCACCCUGUCAUAUGUUAUGAUUGACAUUUAUGUACCAGGAUAAGGUUUAACAAAUUUAAUCUGUUGUUUUAAAAUGUUGCUUGUUAGUAGAACAAAACAACAAAUGGCGAAAACCUGUACUAAAAAAAAUGAUACCAAAGCUAGUGAUAUUAACAAUAAUCAAUUUAUUUAUACCGUUUUAACAAUUCUGAUAUAAAAGUACAAAAUCAAAUAUAUAGAAAUAAAAAGAUUCUGUUUACUUACAGCUUGUGAAUUCAUAUAACAAUAGAAAGGCAAAGAUAUCAAUCCUCACAUACAGACAUACUGAAAAGACUUGUAGUUCUAUUAUUUCUCUUGUAUCUCUCGUAAGUUUGGUACAUCUUGUAUUUCUGCCAUUCACAAGUCACACUCGACCGUCGUAUUUAUAGCUAGUAGAUUAGAAUUUUCUAGGAUUAGAAAGUCUUAGAAAUUCAAUUGCCAAAGAGUAUAUCCUUCUGGAAAUGUAAACAGUCAAUGCUAAUCAGAGGAGUUGGGAAGGGGUGAUAGGACGUGUCACCAAGUUAAUUCGUGACGAUAUAAAAAUAACAGGGUGAUAAAACUCCGCUUUGAACUAAAAUUCAGUUCAACACACAGGCCAUAACACAUAAAUUCACUUAUUUUAAGUGUGUAGUUUAAACACUAUUUGCCUAUGCUGAGUUUGUUUUAAUUUCAGUUUAAAGGAAGGGGAUAAAACUCCAGAUGAUUUGGAUCAAAGUGAAACAGUUAGCAGCUUUGAUCCCUUGCCAACAGAGUUUUUUACUAAGCCAGCUGCUUUAGAUAAAAGUGAGUACACUGAUUGUGUAACAUACAUUACAUUAAUUUGUAGUUUUACUCAUUUAAGCUUACUUUUUUUUUCACCAUUUUUAUAUGAAAAAUAUUAUUAUUAUAGUUUUUAUUUUUUGUUUAAAAAAUAUUGUUUUUAAAAUUGAGUAGCUUGAGAGAUACUCUGCCAUAACAUUGCUAUCUUUGCCAUUUUUUCAAAUUUAAGUAACUUUAGUCUGAAACGACUACAUUAAUAUGUUUUAUUGUUUUCUAAGUUACCAAGCUGACUCACAGGUUUAUGCUACCUGAGUUCCAGCCAGAUGAGACAUCCAAGCUACAUCCUGUUCGCAAGCACCUGCUGAUGAGGAAGUCUCUUCGAUGUAGUGUAGGUUAUUGGAAUGUUGUUUCUAAGUUAUUAACCAUAUUAAUGGUUGAAUAAAGUUAAUCAUACCCAACACAAACAUUUAGGAACAGAAUGUGUUGUUUAUCAGUUGCAUUUUUUAGUAGCCUGUUUAGUUUUAUAAUACAUAGUUUAACUAAAUAUGAAAUUAAAUGAAUCAAUUUAAUUAAUAAAAUAUGAAAUGAAAUGAAUAAUUUGAAAAAAAUAAUAAAGUAUUUUUAGCGUAAAAGAAUCCUAAUAAUUCACUGAUAGUCUUAGAUUUAAUUCUUGCUUGAUUUUAUAAUUUUAACAAUACUUUUAUAGCCGUUUUUAAAAUUCAGACUCCAUGUUUGAUAAUGCAACUAAAUAAUGCACAUAAUUUGUUCAUCUGUGUCUGUUUGAUUAAAUAAUAUGUCAUUGAAAGUCUGAAUUGAGCAAGAAUUAAGUGGCCAUAAUAUAAUGAAAGGUUUCUUUUGUUGACAAACACUUAGCGAGCGUGCAGGCGUCACAAUCUUUUGGUGUUAUAUCCAGCCACACAUAGACAAAUAAUUUAUUUGCCUUUUAUUCUCAAUUUUUGUUAUUUCUUAUUUUCAAUUUAGGAAUGUGAACACAAUUUGAGUAAAGCCGACUUUAAUCCAAACUCUAUUAAAUUUAAAAUCCAGUUAACUGCAUUGUAAGUAUGCUUGUAAGGAAUUUUUGAUAAUGUAAGUGUUGCUAUUAUAAAGGAUAUUUUAUAUUUGCAAAUUACAUGAAAAUUCAGGAAACAGAAUAUUUAUUUAGUGUUAACAGAAUUGAAACAGAUUUAUGUUGAAGUUGAAAAAGUGUUUAGACAUAAAGUUUAGAAAUCUAAAAUUAAAAUAGUAUGCUAUAAUCCUCAAAAGAAGUGCACUUAAACUUUUAAGUAAGGGGCUAACCAUAAGAUUAUACACUGAGGAGGGGGGGUUGUUGGUUUGGAGAUUUUGCGUAUGGGGGCAUAAGGCAGACCAGGUUACUUGUAUGAUUUUGGCAUACAAUGUUUGAUUUAGAGAUGCUUUUUACAAUAGUAUGCCCAGACCUGUCAGAACUACUAUUUUAAGAGUCUGUAAAAAAUAUAUUCUGGUAGUUUUUAUUAUUAAAAAAAACAUAAUAAACCUUUUUCAAUUGAUAGUUUUAGCUCCUUUUUACAUUCGGCAGUGAAUAGAUAGAGAAAUACGAUUGUUUGAGGACUAUCCAUAAUUAUAUUAUGUACUCUGAGUGUUGAUGACUUAUGAGCCUACCGGUUUAAAUAGAAGGGGGUAAGGGAUAGGUGAAUAAAUAUUUUUAAAAGCUAUAAAAUAAGAUUGCCAUUAUAAUGAUGGUGAUGAUAGUCAUAUUGUUGUUUUGCGUUAUCACAAUGAACUCAUUAGAUACAGCAACAGUAAUAUUUAGUGAAGUCGCCAUAAUUCGCUUUUGUUAGUUUCGGUGCUGUAUGAUGCAAGUUUGUGCAUGAUUGUUUUAUUCUUCAGCUGAACCGCAAUUGCGAAAAUGGAGAAAAAUUAAUUUUUAUCGGUGCAUUUCAAAUGCUCCAUAUGGCUGCGCUAGAUUUGGCAUAUUUUAGAUCUAGUAAACGUCAUUUGAAAUCUAUUUUUAGAAGUCACUAAACAGCUGUAAAUUUUAAUAGCCCAAUUUGGUUUCAUGCACUCCUUCCCUUCUCCCAAUACAGCUCUGCUUGUUUAUUAGACUAUAGGCGCCUAGGCUUAGUGCAAGGACUGAUUCAAAUUGAAAAUGAUUGAAAUAAGUCAUCUCAAAACUUAAAUAAAAAUUAUAAAAAUAAUUUUACUAUUUUUACUAUUUAUGUAACUACUAAAAUAAAAAGAAUUUAUAUAAACAAAGCUAGGUAGUGGGAACCUAAUUUUGAAAGGAUAAACAAACCCUCCCCACCCCCACUUUUGCUUGGGUGACUUUGGCGGUUGCCUUCGAUUUCCACCCCAUCUUCUUCUAUCAAAGUGCCAGUAGUUAUUGUAUACAUUAUAAUUAUACGGUAUGUUUCUCUCUUUACUAUUACAAUAUGGUAUUGUAUGAUUUUGUUGGGGUAAAGAUUUAUUCUUAAAUGAUAUUGUACUAUUUUGGGAGUUACAGGGUAACCAGGUCUGAUAUGACAGAUGAGGGUGUCUGCAGAAUGUGCACAAACAAUUAUGCACAAAUUUUGCAAAUAAUUAUCAUCAACUUAUGACUGCCCAUAUAUGAUAUAUACCCAUGUAUAUCUCUAAGGAAAGUAGAGACCGACCGAAAGUGAUUUUCUGAUUUCGGCCGAAGCCGAAAAUAGGCCGAAAGUUUAAAAUGACUUUCGGCCGAAACCGAAAAAAGGCCGAAAGUUUAAAAAUGACUUUCGGCCGAAACCGAAAAAAGACCGAAAGUUUAAAAUGAAUUUCGGCCGAAACCGAAGCCGAAACCGAAAAUGAAAUAUUAAGAUAUUUUGAAAUUCGUUCCCGCAUACAUUCUGCUUACGUGGGAAAAUAUAAAUAUUUACAUUCUUUUUAUAAAAAUGAGAUACUCGUAAAUAUUAAUAAAUAAAAAUCUAAUUUAGGGUUCUCAAACUCGCGGCCAGCGAGCCAUUUGUGACCCGCAAGACGAUAUCUUGCGGCCCGCUACAUGACAGAAAAGUUUAGUGUAAAUGCGCCGGCCCGUUUCCCCCAUUCUCAUAUAUAUAACGUGACUCUCCGCGACGGUUUCAGUGGAAUCUCACCGACUAAUCUAAUUCUGAUUUUUUUUUUUAAUGUCUCUAUAUAUUUUUGUAUGCCAGCUCUCUGGCAACAGUGAGUAGGUGGAUGAAAGUGAAACCUAGUUCUUGAGAACCCUUAAUGAUUUUUUUGUUAUUUAUAAAGGUUGACCAGAUUGUAACAGUUGUAAUCGCUUUUUUGUGGAUUACUUGAUGCGGCCCACUCUCAUUCAGACACUACCUCCUGCGCCCCCCCCCCAACCGACCGAAAGUGAUUUUCUGAUUUCGGCCGAAGCCGAAAAUAGGCCGAAAGUUUAAAAUGACUUUCGGCCGAAACCGAAAAAAGGCCGAAAGUUUAAAAAUGACUUUCGGCCGAAACCGAAAAAAGACCGAAAGUUUAAAAUGAAUUUCGGCCGAAACCGAAGCCGAAACCGAAAAUGAAAUAUUAAGAUAUUUUGAAAUUCGUUCCCGCAUACAUUCUGCUUACGUGGGAAAAUAUAAAUAUUUACAUUCUUUUUAUAAAAAUGAGAUACUCGUAAAUAUUAAUAAAUAAAAAUCUAAUUUAGGGUUCUCAAACUCGCGGCCAGCGAGCCAUUUGUGACCCGCAAGACGAUAUCUUGCGGCCCGCUACAUGACAGAAAAGUUUAGUGUAAAUGCGCCGGCCCGUUUCCCCCAUUCUCAUAUAUAUAACGUGACUCUCCGCGACGGUUUCAGUGGAAUCUCACCGACUAAUCUAAUUCUGAUUUUUUUUUUUAAUGUCUCUAUAUAUUUUUGUAUGCCAGCUCUCUGGCAACAGUGAGUAGGUGGAUGAAAGUGAAACCUAGUUCUUGAGAACCCUUAAUGAUUUUUUUGUUAUUUAUAAAGGUUGACCAGAUUGUAACAGUUGUAAUCGCUUUUUUGUGGAUUACUUGAUGCGGCCCACUCUCAUUCAGACACUACCUCCUGCGCCCCCCCCCCUCAUAAUUUGAGUUUGAUACCCUUGAUCUAAUGAAUACUUUGGAUUUUACCAUUUUAAUAUAAAACUAAUUUAAAUUGCUUUACAAUUUUUUUCAAAUGUGAAUGGUAGGAGAAAAUUUGGCAGAAAUUGGGGGGUGGGGGGUAGAGGAGGGGAAAUUAAUGAAAAAUAUUAUUUUUUUGAAACCGGGUCUCUAAAAAAUGUGGUUCUAAAAGAUCACUUAAUUUGUUCUUAAAGAUCGCUUAUUUUGUUGUUAAAGAUCGCUUAGUUUGUUGUUAAAGACCGUUUAAUUGGUUGGUUGUUAUUGAUCGGUUAGUUUGUUGUGAAAGAUCGCUGAGUUUGUUCAUAAAGAUCGCUUAGAUUUUUCUAAAAUAUCGCUUAGUUUAAUCUUAAAGAUCGCUUAAUUUGUUCUUAAAGAAAGCUUAGUUUGUUGUUAAAGAUCAUUUAGUUUGUUGUUAAAGAUCGUUUAGUUUGUUGUUAAAGAUCGGUGAGUUUGUUCAUAAAGAUCGCUUAGAUUGUUCUAAAAUAUCGCUUAGUUUAAUCUUAAAGAUCGCUUAAUUUGUUCUUAAAGAAAGCUUAGUUUGUUGUUAAAGAUCGUUUAGUUUGUUGUUAAAGAUCGUUUAGUUUGUUGUUAAAGAUCGUUUAGUUUGUUGUUAAAGAUUUUUUUUAGUUUGUUGUUAAAGAUCGUUUAGUUUGUUGUUAAAGAUCGUUUUGUUUGUUGUUAAUGAUCGUUUAGUUUGUUGUUAAAGAUCGUUUAGUUUGUUGUUAAAGAUCGUUUAGUUUGUUGUUAAAGAUCUUUUAGUUUGUUGUUAAAGAUCGUUUAGUUUGUUGUUAGAGAUCGUUUAGUUUGUUCUUAAAGAUCGUUUAGUUUGUUGUUAGAGAUCGUUUAGUUUGUUCUUGAAGAUCGUUUAGUUUGUUCUUAAAGAUCGUUUAGUUUGUUCAUAAAGAUCGCUUAGUUUGUUGUAAAUUCGCUUAGUUUUUUCAUAAAGAUCGCUUAGUUUGUUCUUAAAGAUCUUUCAGUUUGUUUUUAAAGAACAUUAAGUCUUCUGUUAAAGAUCGCUUAGUUUAUACUUAUAAAUCAUUAAAGAUCAUUUGUUUUGUUCUUAAAGAUCAUUUAGUUCGGUCUUAAAAAUCGUUUAGUUUGUUAUUAAAGAUCGCUUAGAUAGCUCUUAAAGAUCGCUUAGUUUGUUUUAAAGAUCGUUUAGUUUGUUCAUAAAUGUCGUUUAGUUUGUUGUUAAAUUUCAUUUAGUUAGUUCUCAAAGAUCGCUUAAUUUGUUCUUAAAUGUCGCUUAGUUUGUUGUAAAAUAUCGCUUUCGCUUAAUAUUAAAUGACCGAAAACCUGAGUAACUUACGGCCGGAUGGCCGAAAGUCUAAGUCAAUUUCGGCCGAAACCAAAGAAAAACCGAAAGAUAACUUUUCUCUUUCGGCCGAAACCGAAAUUAAGCCGAAAGUUAACUUUCCAGUUUCGGCCGAAACCGAAACUUUGCCGAAAGUGAUAAAAUGGCCACUUUCGGCGCCAAAACCGAAGCCGAAAUUCGGUCGGCCUCUAAAGGAAAGCCAACUCCGGGAAAUACAUUCUAAUUCAACAUGAAAACAUAUCUUAAAGAAGAAGCAUGUUAACCUCAUCCCCAAAAUUGUUUGACUUUAUUAGAUGCUACUUUAGAAAUGCUUUCAUGAUGGGCUACUUUAGAAAUGCUUUCAUGAUGGGCUACUUUAGAAAUGCUUUCAUGAUGGGCUACUUUAGAAAUGCUUUCAUGAUGGAUUUAAAUAACUUCCGGUCUACCUUGCUAAGCUGAUUUAUAAUUUAUUCUCUUGUCUUUAUUGUUUGAGCUGAACAAGGCUCUCAGCAGAGACUUACUAAUCAUUGUCUUCUGUCUUUAUUAAGGCUUUCACAUACCACAUCCUUUACUAUUUUAUUCAAGGGCAUUGGAAGGGUGGGAAGUGACAGGAGGGUUUUGUCAUGUUCUUUUCCUAAAAAUUUAGAAUUGUGAGUGAAAUAAAUGAUACUUUCCUGAUAGUUUUAUCAUUGUGAAGGUAGUUUGUGUCAUCCUUUUAUUUAUAGUUUGUUAUCUGACAAUGAACAGGUGAAUAAAUAGAUAGUAAAAGCCAGUAAGAAUUAACAAUCACUGAAAUGACAUGGUGGCAAAUGCAUUUUUUAAUAUUGUUUUUACUGAAGGACAAAAAACAUUUCAUGUAGAUCUAAUACUUUUUAAGUUAAAGCAAAAUACAUGCAUAAUUUUUUUUGUUAGGACUUUUUUUAAUUGUGUAAUUAUUUUCAUACUGAUUUGUACCCAUUUGUACAUUUUCCACACAUCUCUCAAAAUUUCCCAACAUUUACGAGUUAAAAUAUAAAGAAAAGUCUGCAUUUUUCUUACUAGGCAUUGGAUACCUGAGGUGAGAAUAAUGACACCAUCUACCUUCAAUCUUAACAAGGUGAGUAAAAGUUAACUGUUAUUAACAAAUUGCUCAUUUCCUAUUCAGAUGUUAUUCAUUUAAGUUUUAUUUAAGAUUAUCAUUUAAUCAUUAAUUCAAAACUUUUCCCAAACUAGAAAAAUUUAAGUUGAAGGGAAAUAAAUGAAAAAUAUUGAGAUUAUUUUUUAAAACAGCUAUGAAAGGUGUUUUUAAAGGAAAAAAAAACCCUUUCAUCUUAAUCUAUAUUCCAUUUCAAAAUGGCAGUAAAUGUAAUUGUAAAAGUGCUCUCCCUUUCACCAAUCUGAGUCUUACGAAGCUCUGGUGAUUUAACUAUUGUGCGUAAAUUAAAACAUCUUGAUUAAUUGGCUUCAAAUAUUCAUUUCCAGGAGACUGUUGUUACUUUGACCUUAAGUAAUCCAUCAGUGUUCAACACAACUGUAACUCUAUCUCAGAUUGAAAAUGAGACUGACACAGACUACUGUACAGCAAAGGUUGGUAGCUGUCUUCAUAAUGUAAGCAACUUUGUUGCUGCCUUAGUUAGCCUUGCAAUCUAUUCUUAUUUUUAUAAUUUCAUUACCAAAAAGUUAUUUAAGCUGCUUGCAUAUUAUCAAGGGCCCUCAGCGUAAAAAUAAAAUAAUUGAAGAUUUCUUACCACUUUUUGCUUGGCACAUCUUAUGCAAUACAGAAAGUCACAGAUCUGGCAAUAUUUAUAACCUGUUGACCCAUGUGUAUUUGACUGACUUUUCCUUUUUUAUUGAUUCAAAUAGUCCACACAAGGUGACUAUCAGAGAUACGUUUAAUGUUGUCAUUAAUGUAACGUUAAAUUGUGUGCUGGGUGGCCGAGCAGUCUAAACUAAGUCAAUACCAAGCUUGUCGACCGUAGCCCAAUCCCAAGCAUAAGCCUAGACAAGCAAAAACAGCACCAGCACCGCAGGUGGAUGGGACUCAUUAACCGUGAAUGGAAAUUCACCUAAGUGAAGGCAACUCUGAAAUCAAACAUGGAGAUUGCGUCUUGUAGGCGGGAUGACAUUGAAACAAUGAAAAUUUUGACAUGGUACACAUAAAGAGCACAGUGAAAAACAAAAAAAAACAAAACAAAAAAACAACUGGUCAUCUACUGCCUCGAGGUCUAUUUCCAGUUGUCUAUUUCUAGUCUCAACUAAAUCUUGCCUAUGGAUCAAAUAUUCAAGGAUGAGAUAGUGAGGCUGAUGAAUUGAGCUUUUAAACAAAAUACAGCUCAAGUUAAGUCCACUGCUCAAGUCAAAUAUUGCCUUUUUCUUCACAUGCUAAGAACAAACAAUAUAUUAUACAUAUAAUGUUAAAUUGUUCAGCAAUCUCUGAUAUUAUUGAUUUCCAACUAAUCUAGGUCGAGCUUCCCAAGAAAGAAAUAGUCCUGGCUAGCAGAGAUGAGGCCUCAAUGCAUGUGUAUGAGGAGAGCACUGCCACACAUGACUUUAAGGAUGAUCCCAAGUAAAUAUUGAUUGGAAUGCCUGGUAGCGUUUUAUAAAUUCUUAAAAUUACAAAGAGUAAUAAUUUGUAUGUAUAUAUUUUUUUAUAUUUUGAGGUGGGUGUGUGGGGGCAGUUACGGUUAUUUCAAGAUUAAUAUGAAUUUUGCGCUAUGUGACAGCACCAUGUCAUGGAGUCAGAGGAUGGUAAGAUUGGGAAAGUUAUUUUUUCCCAGUGUGUUACAUGCAAUGUUAGUAGCCAAAAUAAUAAUGUGACUAUAUGUUUUAUUUUUCAGAUUGAUAGCUUUCCGUAAAGGCAAUAAGGUUGGAUUUAUAGUAAAAGUGACACCAGUAGUCAAAGAUAGUGAUGUGAAGGUCAGUAAUGCUUCCCGAAUAUUUGUGAAUUGUUUAUCUCCUUGUGAACAUUAUUUUGUCUCAGUUUUAUCCUUCUCAAUUUUUACAUCUCAAAUUUUUUUUCGCAAGCCAAAAGGUGCUAGCCCUCCCGCAACUGUUGCACAAGCUACAUUAGUAUCACAAUAUAAUUGAAUUUUAAUGAACUUUCCAUACCUCUUUAUUUUUCCUCACAAAAUCAGUUUUUAACUAAUUUUUAACAUUUGGAUUUCUAGAUUUGCUUUCUCUUGAAGCAUGAGUUUCGCAACACAACUGUUGCUGCCCUGCAAAGUGAGUCCAAAGAACCAGAGAUUGUUUGGCUGGAGCACAAAGUGUAUCUGUGUCUAGGAACAGUUUAAUCUACCACAGGACAUUUCCUAAUUUACAUUGUAUCUUGAUAAAUUUGCCAGAAAGUAAUUUUAUUUUACUUUGAAUAGGAUGUAGAUUAUUUAUAACUACCAUGGUCAUUUUCCCAUGAAGAAUUUGCUUUUUGACUUAAAAAGAAAGUUUAUAUAGCUGAACCUCAUGUAUAGUACAGUAGUUUAAUGGUCUUGUCAUGGGCCAAUGUUUUUUUAGACCUGCUAGCUGUUCUUAAGAUUGUGAUUGUGCUGGUCUGCAAUGUUGCCAUGAGUGUGCCUCUUCCAAAUGGUCAGUGUAAAGAACCUUAUCAAAGUGUUAGAUUUUAUGAUUCAACUGUAGACCUUUUUUUUUUUAUCAACCACUUUAAACUUUAUAGAUUUAGGUUAAGGGGAUUUUUGGUUAACACGGUACCAUAAUCAAGCCAACCAUGUUUGCCCAUGUUUACUACGCUUCAAUUUAUUUUCCCAUAAAUAACUGUCACAGUAAUGUAGCAGUACAAGUAUUUAUUGGUUAAGCUGUGGUGGGAUCAAGUGCAAUGCCUUUUAUGUUAUUUUAUGUAUCAGAAUAUGUAUCGAUCAUAUGGUCAUGAUCCAGCCUUUUUUUCUUUUUUUUCUUGUCAACAUAAUUAUUUUCAUAAGAUAUCCAUUAGUUUUGAACUAGAUAAAUACAUCAUGGUACGGACAGAAGGCUCCUAUCUUCUGGCAAGACAAUUUUUACUUAAGUUGUGUAUGUUUAUCUGGUAAUUUUGUUUACCGGUAUCAAUGAAUUGUAACAUCCCAGAAAGGAAAUAAUCAUUUUAAGCUAUUAUUAGUUAUGAAACAUAUUAAUCAAUAACCUUUUUCUGUUCAUUUAUCUGUUCAUAAUCAUUACAUUCAGAGUAUGCCUUUUCAUUAUUUAUUCAUCUAAAAAAAUAAUGCUGUCAAAUUCUUAGUUUUCACAUUAAAUGUACAGCUACUGACUUCCACAAUAUUUGUAUGCAUAACAUAAUACGGUAUAGCUCUUCACACCAUUCAUAACUGUAGCUUUUUGCCCUGGUAAAUAUUAAGUUAUAUUACACAGCUUUAAAAGUUGCUGUCCCAUGAAACGCUGGAGCUAAUCACUUGCAUACUUAUGUAAAAUAGCUUUGUUAAGCUUUGAAGUCAGCCUUACAUAUGAUAUUUAGAUUUCAACUUCCCUGAGCAAUGUGUAGAAAGUUCAUUGGCUGGUUGUUAACAUUUGACUCCAGCAGUAUCAAUAAUCAAUUCUCAGAGAUUGGUGAGUUUUUUGUUAAACUAUUAGUAUAUUUAUGAGUUAUGUAUUUGUAAAGCAUUUUUAAAUUCUUGUUUAAACUCAUUUUUUGUAUGUGAUAUUUGAAGAGAAAGAAAUUAUUAGAUUCAGUUACCUUUUUUUUAUUAAUUACACUAAUAUUGCUUCAAUAUAUAUAUUUGUAAAUGUUCAUUUUUCAAUUCAAAUAUAUUAUUCUUUUAUUAAAAAUAAGAGUCUUCAACUAGUUUCUCACCAACAGCCCCCCCCCCCCCCCCCCCUCCCCUCCUUUUCCCAAACCAAUUUUUCAUUAAAACAAUUGAACUAUUAGUAAAGAAUAAUUUAUAUCUGAUAUUAUUAUGUUAAAAUUAUGGUGAUUUUCAGGUUUUAUUGCACUAUUAGCUUGUCAUCCUUCAACUUAUUAAAAAAAGGCUUCCCACAG